AUGAGCCCGUACAUGUUUCCGUUUGCGUACAAGUUUCAAAUCACCUCUGUCCUCUCCAUCACCCACCGAAUUACCGGUCUCGGACUUGGAGUUCUUCUGUACGGCAUUGGCAUUGCCGAACUGUGCUACAGCAAUCUUAGUUUUGAGCAAAUUCUGCAGAAACUUCAGGCCCUUCCCAGCAGCCUGGUGACUGCCGCCAAAGUGGCAGCCGGUACCUCAAUUGCUUUUCACACCUUUAACGGCGUUCGCCACCUGGCUUGGGAUGCCGGCUACGGCUUUGCCAUCAAGGACCUGUACAAGAGCGGCUAUGCUGUUCUCGGUCUCACUCUCAUCACAAUGGCCUAUGUGCUGAUCAACGCAUCCCAAUGA
This is a messenger RNA of Rhagoletis zephyria (snowberry fruit fly), 369 nucleotides long. The record is from RefSeq and is a predicted model, not a curated record. Lineage: Eukaryota; Metazoa; Arthropoda; Insecta; Diptera; Tephritidae.